Somion occarium is the source of this 2316-nucleotide messenger RNA. The record is from the annotation of a GenBank genome assembly. NCBI's taxonomy places the organism in Eukaryota, Fungi, Basidiomycota, Agaricomycetes, Polyporales, Cerrenaceae.
ACGCCCAAAGCUUAUGAGGGUGACAUGUCUUUUUCUGUCAACCUAGUCGCUUCUCAAUUGUUCUCACUGCUCAAGCUGCGUAAGGUCGGACCCUGCCGGUAGUGAAUAGGGUUUUUCGCCUAGAUGAAUCAGAUUCGAUCUCGGUACCUUUCCUUAGACCUUGGACCAUUUCUUUAACGUUUCAGAGUGUUUGUUUUUCCUCCGCUAUUCUGCAAGCGAGUGAUGCAUGCCUCUUUGGAAUGUCUCCAGCCGAUCGGUUUCGCAAUUGGCAAAGUUGAUAUUUCCGUUGUUUGCGAUUGUGAAGUGAAUCUCGUUGGUAGAUCUGAUUCCGUGUUUCGCUCGCGCAGUUCGACUCAUUCUCGGUUAUGCUGUCAAGGCACGCUGCGUUCCAGGUGAACACAUAUAAAAGGAUGAAGGCCUUCGCCUAUUGUUCCUCACGCUUCGAGCUUCGUGGCAUCCUUCUUCACAUAGCUUCUGUACUACAGUACGUCUAAGUCUUGUGGUCAUGUCGGCCGACAUCAUCGCCAGCCCACACGUCAUCUUUCCUGUACUGUCAGCUAAGGUUACCCUGAGCCUCGUCGUCGCUGCCGUAUUGUAUGCGCUUCUACCUUACCUCUUCCGCAAGAACCUCGUCGACAAGGAUGGCAACCCCAUUCCGCCUGGUCCCCUCAUUCGUUUUCCUUAUCUUCCAAAGUUCCCCGAACUCUCGCUCGAUGGCUGGGCGAAGCAGUUCGGGCCUAUUUACUCUGUUUGGAUUGGAAACCAACUCUACGUUGUGAUCUCCGACCCUCAUAUUGCUCGUGACAUCUUCGUCAACAAUGGCGCUAUUUUCUCCAGUCGCAAGGACUACUUCAUCAAAAACCAGGCUAUCCUUCGCGGGCGGGCUAUCACUGCCUCUCAGUAUAAUGAUAAGUGGAGACAGCAUCGCAGAAUUGCUACGCAGUUUAUGACAGCGCGUGCUGUCGAAGGUUAUGUCAACAUGGUUGACUACGAGUCUCACAUUCUCAUUCGCUCAUUCUACCAAGAGAGUUGCCACGGUGCGGUUCCUGUGAACCCUCAGUACGUCUCGGUUCGUUACACUCUCAAUGUGAUGCUCGCCAUAUCUCUGGGUACUCGUACGGAUUCCUUCAACGACCCAUUAAUUCAGAGAACUCUAAGCAUCGCCUUAGAGUUCAAUGAUCUCACAGGACCUGUCGCAAAUAUGGCUGACUUCAUCACUCCGUUGCAAUGGAUUCCCACUGCCAAACAAGUUCGAGGUCGCAAGCUGCACGAUGAGAUGGUCGAAGUCUACGGGGCUCUGCUUCUCAAGGUCAAGGCUCGGAUGGACGCUGGCGAAGACGUUCCAGAUUGCCUCGCCAAGACACUCUUUGAGAUUCGGGAGCAAGAGGGAUUAGACUGGGAAGAUAUGUGCAUGCUUACCGCGGUUUUCACCCUCGGUGGGGUUCAUUCCACCGCGGGAAUUGUUCAAUGGUUCCUCGCACUUCUUCCCUCUCAUCCUGAUGUGGCUCGUCGUGCAUAUGAAGAAUUGGAUAAUGUCGUCGGAACGGACCAGUUGCCUUCAGCCGAGGACGAGUGUCGUCUUCCUUAUAUUCGCGCGAUCAUUAAAGAAGUGCAACGCGUUCACGCACCAUUCUGGAUGGCCACGCCGCACUACUCGACUGAAGACUAUGUAUACAAGGGACUCUUCCUACCCAAGGACACCGCUGUUGUCUUGAAUUGUUACACUUUACAUCACAACGAGGAGCGUUACGCUGAUCCGCAUACCUUCAAUCCCGAUAGAUACCUCAAUGACCGACUGAGCUGUGCCGACUCUGCGAAAUUGAGUAACGUGAUGGAUAGAGACCACUGGGCAUUCGGAGCUGGUCGGCGCAUUUGCCCGGGAAUAGCCGUUGCUGAAUGUGUGCUCUGGCUCGCUGUUUCUCGCCUUCUCUGGUCGUUCACAGUCCACGAGUUGCCGAAUGAACCCAUUUCCCUUGAGGAAUACGAAGGCACCUCUGGGCGUACACCGGUCCCUUUCAGGGUCAGAUUGAUCCCACGCCAUGAUCGUGUGCAUUCUGUCAUGCAAUUGAGGGAUGAGAUCACUUUGUAAAUUUGACACUCCUUGCUCUCCCAUAUUUCGUUCUACCCCCACUGACCUUUUUGAUUUCGUUCGAGGAACUUUAGUAAUUUUCGCGGCCUAGUACAUAUCAGCAUAGCCAACCUUCAUUCAUCAGCAUAUUACAGUGCAUAAUUCCUCACGAUGUAGCAUAUCCUAUAGUCUCUGUUAGUAUAUGCGUAAAUAGUAAUAUACGAGGCCACAGAGUGGCUUUCGACUUU